AUGUCCAAAUUCUCAACGACCGACUUGAACAGCAAAAGCAGCGCUGGCACGACCGACGUCGAGAAGCAACUCACCCAUGAGUCUCCAACCGUGCCAAUCGCAGCUCCAAAGACCUUGGGAGCUGGAGUUAGCCUGGUAAUUACCGCACAGUGGGAGCUGUCCGUUGGCAAUGGAUUUGCCUAUACAGUCUUCAGCGCUUUUGGCUUGUUCUAUGCCGGUUUUGGUGCGAUCUUGACCCCUGCCUUCGGGAUUGAGGCAGCGUAUGGAGGCGAUGUGAAGCAAUACAACAACGCUCUCGGGUUCUUCAUGAUCAUGUGGACGGUCUUCGCCUUGGUAUUCCUCGUGGCCUCGUUGCCGACAAACCUGGUCUACAUCAUCAUCUUCUUUUGUGUCGAGCUGGGAUUCUUGCUAGUGUCGGCGUCUUAUUUUGCCACGGCAGAUGGACACCCGACCUCGUCCGUCGCUCUCAAGAAAGGCGGCGGUGCGUUCUGUUUCUUGGCUGGAUUGACCGGGUGGUAUCUGACGUUCGCGUUGCUGCUCAAAGACUCCAUCGUUGAGCUACCACUCGGCGACACUUCCCGGUUCUUCGCGAAGAGAAAGGCGGAAUAA
Alternaria hordeiaustralica is the source of this 609-nucleotide messenger RNA. RefSeq lists its product as uncharacterized. NCBI's taxonomy places the organism in Eukaryota, Fungi, Ascomycota, Dothideomycetes, Pleosporales, Pleosporaceae. The coding region runs from base 1 to 609 and encodes 202 amino acids. The transcript has 3 exons. Gene Ontology annotation, cellular component: plasma membrane. The record is from RefSeq and is a predicted model, not a curated record. Gene Ontology annotation, molecular function: acetate transmembrane transporter activity.